Thamnophis sirtalis is the source of this 1588-nucleotide messenger RNA. It is a transcript of the gene CYB5R5, whose product is annotated as cytochrome b5 reductase like. The record is from RefSeq and is a predicted model, not a curated record. NCBI's taxonomy places the organism in Eukaryota, Metazoa, Chordata, Lepidosauria, Squamata, Natricidae. Gene Ontology annotation, molecular function: oxidoreductase activity.
GUAUAUCAGGAAGACCUAAAGAAGUGGGAAGAGGCCAAGGCAAAAGACGAUAUAAGCCUUCUAUCCAGAAAGAAGCAAGUAGCAAUUCAGACCUAAAUCCAGAAAUGUUUAUGGCUUUCACCAUAAGCUCUGUGACUCAAUUGACCAAGGACACCUACCAGUACACUUUUAAAUUGCCUGGAAACAGCAGCUUGGGGUUGAGAUUGGGACAACAUAUUGUGCUAAGAGGAGUAGUGAACGGUCUGGAGGUUCAGAGAGCUUAUACUCCAAUUACGCCUGUGAAUGCUGAAGGGUUCUUUGAAGUUUUAAUAAAGUGCUAUAAAACUGGACUAAUGUCCCAAUACAUAAAAUCAUGGAAAACGGAAGACACCAUUUUUUGGAGAGGACCAUUUGGAGGUUUUCCCUAUACAGCCAAUCAGUAUGGAGAACUCCUCAUGCUCACUUCUGGGACAGGCAUAGCACCAAUGCUUCCUAUUAUCCAGUACAUAACUGAAAAUGAAGAUGAUGAAACUUUUGUAACUCUGGUAGGCUGCUUCAGAACUUUUGAAAAUAUUUACAUGAAAGCUCUUCUUCAAGAACAGUCUCGAUUCUGGAACAUCAGGACAUUUUAUGUAUUAAGCCAGGAACAAUCACUUAAAAAUCUGCCAUGGAGCUUUCAAGACACAACACACCUUGGUCGAAUAAAUGAAAACCUGAUUAAGAGUAUGGUGAACUCAUGUAGAAGGCAACCAUUUGUACUAGUAUGUGGCUCAGUGACAUUUAAUGAAGAUAUGGAGAAGUGCUUGAAAGCAAUUGGUUUUGAAAAAGAGUCAUAUUUUAUAUUUUAAAUGACUUCAAAUGAAGUGGGCAUCUUGGCUACAAAUAUUAUUAGUGGGCAGGUUUGCUGAACUAUUUUUAAAAGUUUAUAUGAUGUAUAUAAAUAAUUUUAUGAAAGAUUCCAUAAAUUAACAUUAUUUCAGAGCUAAUUAUAUUACUAUAAUUCCGUUUGUUGCGAGUUUUUCCUCUGCCUUUUAUGAAGAUAUUGAGAUCUGGUAUGGUGCAAUGUAUACAGUACAGGAACAAAGAUCAAAGUCACCAUUUUGAUUUUCCAGCUAUUGAUCUGAGUUACCUGAAACUCUUUCUCCAUGCCAAGCUGAACCACAUGCACGAAUUACACUAUAAAAAUAUAUCUCUUGCUUUGUUGUACUGUGGAUGAUAUCUGAGGAGAACAUUCUGCUGUGUAGCUCUAUAUUUUCAGAGUUGCUUUAUCAGCAUUUCUGAAAAAUGAUUUUUAAAAAUUGAAGGACACAUUGUGAAUCGUGCUCUAGUACACUCUAAAUCCCCCGGAUUGACACUUCUUUAAGAAUCACAAUAACUAGAAACAGUGGAUUCCAGUAUUAUUUUAUUCCUAUUAAUUUAAAUAUAUAGUACAUUUAUGAAAUACCUCCCAAACAAUUAUUUUGCUAGCAAAGCAGUAAUUGUUCUAAUAAAUAACAUAAUAAAUAAAUAGAAUUGCAUUUUUUUUCACAGUACGUUUCCAAAUCAUGCUGGUUAUGGUUCUUUUCUAAUUUUUGUUUAUAUAUUAUGGAGCACUGAAUUCAAUAAAACA